Macrosteles quadrilineatus (aster leafhopper) is the source of this 2144-nucleotide messenger RNA. RefSeq names its product EH domain-containing protein 1-like. Gene Ontology annotation, molecular function: GTP binding; protein binding; calcium ion binding. Lineage: Eukaryota; Metazoa; Arthropoda; Insecta; Hemiptera; Cicadellidae. The transcript has 7 exons. The coding region runs from base 148 to 1839 and encodes 563 amino acids. Gene Ontology annotation, biological process: endocytosis; endosomal transport. Gene Ontology annotation, cellular component: plasma membrane; cytoplasm. The record is from RefSeq and is a predicted model, not a curated record.
UCUCUUUUUUCAAUUCAUUUCAUUUUCAUUAUUUACUAUUUACUAUUACUGUAUAACAGUGGCCGGUUUUAAGUCGGUGGUGGUCUAAAAUGAUUUUUUGUAUUAUUUCUUAACUUUAGAAAAGUAAAGUGUCUAAAUUUCCGAAAAAUGAUGUCUGUCAAGCUAUUUAGACAAAUCCAUGCCAAAAGUGGCUUCAACUACAGCGUUUUAUCGUCUGUAUUUAGAAGAGGAUUUUUGGGACUAAGGAAUAAGCAGAAUGAAGAAAAUUCAGUUCUUCUUGGGACAGUUUCUAACAGGCUUAGAACAGUUUAUCAAAACAAACUACUACCUUUAGAAGAACAAUACCUGUUUCAUGAGUUCCAUUCUCCAAUGUUGACGGAUCAAGAUUUCGAUGCCAAACCUAUGAUUAUGUUUAUUGGACAGUAUUCAACAGGGAAAACGACAUUAAUCAAGUACUUGCUGGAGCAAGAAUUUCCUGGAUGUCACAUCGGCCCUGAGCCCACCACCGAUAGAUUCAUAGUUAUAAUGAAGGGUGAAAAGGGAAACUGUAUUCCCGGUAAUGCCUUAGUCUUGGAUCCUAAGAAACAGUUUAAGCCUUUAACCAAGUUUGGAACAUCAUUUUUAAAUAGGUUCCAGUGUUCACUCGUUGAAUCGCCAGUUUUAGAUUCGGUUUCAAUCAUCGACACUCCGGGAAUUCUUUCUGGUGAGAAACAAAGAGUCGACAGGGGGUAUGAUUUUGCCGGUGUUUUGGAAUGGUUCGCUGAAAGAGUCGACAGAAUCAUUUUGUUAUUCGAUGCAAACAAACUAGACAUUUCAGAUGAAUUUCGACGGGCGAUUGAAGCUCUAAGAGGACACGAUGACAAGAUGAGAAUUGUAUUGAACAAGGCCGAUGGAGUUGAUCACCAAUCGUUGCUGAGAGUGUACGGUGCUCUGAUGUGGUCUCUGGGCAAAGUGCUGAAUACUCCAGAAGUCGCCAGAGUGUACGUGGGAUCUUUUUGGGACGAGCCUCUUCGAUACGACAUCAAUAGAAGGCUCUUUGAAGAUGAAGAACAAGAUUUGAUGAAAGAUAUUCAGUCCCUCCCGAGGAAUUCAGCCCUAAGAAAGAUUAAUGAUAUCAGUAAAAGAGCAAGGUUGGCCAAAGUUCAUGCACAUAUAAUUGAUGCCAUCUACAAUAAAAUGCCCAGAUUUUUUGGGAGAGAACAGGAAAAAAGCAAUGUCAUCAGAGACUUGGAGAGUAUCUAUACAGAAAUAGAGAAGCAGCACCAAAUACCAUUAGGCGAUUUUCCUGAACUCGAGAAAAUGCAGGAACUGUUGUCUCACCAAGACUUUGACAAGUUCCGUCCCUUGGACCCGCAGAUGCUACAGAGAGUAGAGCAGAUGUUGGCCAAGGACAUCGCAGACAUCAUGACACUCGUGCCGCAGGAGGCUGCCACGGGGGUUGACAUUGCAGGUGGUGUGUUUGCUCGCGCCCAGGGCUCUCCGUUCGGCUACCACCUCGGAGAAGGUGCAAAUGCUGGCAAGCACGACCAAGAAUGGAUAGUGAACACUCGUAAGCCGAAGUAUGAUGAUAUCUACAAGGGCCUGAACCCUGUCAAUGGAAAAGUCAUGCAGUCAGCCGUGCGAGAAGAGAUGAUGAAGUCCAAAUUGCCGAACUCGGUGCUGGGAAAGAUAUGGCGGUUGGCGGACACUGACGAAGAUGGGUUGUUGGACGCUGAUGAGUUCGCCCUUGCGAUGUACCUGAUUGACCUUCGGCUGGAUGGUCAUGACCUUCCCAUGAACCUACCUGACCACCUCGUGCCUCCGUCGAAACGCAGCAAGCAGAGAGCAAGAUCAGCGUGAAUGAUAAGUGCUAGUUCAUUGUGCUUGUGAACAGUUAAUUACAGUUGAAAACUGUAGUAAAUAAAGCUUUCAAUCAACUGCUUAAAGCUGUUGGUAAAUAAAUGAUACGGAAGAAAUAAUUGCAUUUCUAAUAAAUAACUUGUGUAUUUUCAUUUUAGGCAUCAAAAUUGUGUACAGUAUUGUUUUGCAGAUAAAAGUUUAUUAGUGUUAAAUUUGACUAGAUUGUCUCUAAAAUGUAAUUUUGAAAUUGUUGAAAACGUUAAUCGUGUAUAUAGAUAUGCAAAUAGAAUGAACAUAAUUUAUUA